Molecule: messenger RNA, 252 nt
Organism: Miscanthus lutarioriparius
Lineage: Eukaryota; Viridiplantae; Streptophyta; Magnoliopsida; Poales; Poaceae
Source: the annotation of a GenBank genome assembly
AUGACGGGCGCGGGCGCAGCUUCCGAUCGCAAAGAAGGAGCCGUCGGGGGUCACGCGUCGCUGCAUCCGCCGCUGCCGGUCGCGGAGAAGGAGCCGUCGGGGUCAAGCGCGGCCGCAGCCGCCGCUGCCGGGGCAUGCGCGGAGGCGCCCGGGAGGGCAAGCAAGGGCGGCUUGGAGGUGCGGCGACGGCCUGCGGCCGCGACGACGGCGCUUCCACGCCAUGUGCAAGACCGGGAGGUGCGAGGCCAAUAG